This is a messenger RNA of Chinchilla lanigera (long-tailed chinchilla), 1227 nucleotides long. Its product is annotated as spermatogenesis-associated protein 31E1-like. The transcript is spliced from 5 exons. The record is from RefSeq and is a predicted model, not a curated record. The coding region runs from base 62 to 1063 and encodes 333 amino acids. Lineage: Eukaryota; Metazoa; Chordata; Mammalia; Rodentia; Chinchillidae.
CCUACUCAAGGAGGGAACUCCCAGGGCUCAGUAGCUUGAGGGUGACAGUUCAGUUCAGGUGAUGGAGAAUCCUCUCUGCCUUCUGAAAAGUGUUGGUUCCACAUUGCUGAGAAUGAGCUCCACUAGCUGGGCAAUGGAUAUGCUCUUUGCCUUUCUGUGUGGGUUGGUGCUCUUUAUCCUAUUGAUUCCUUUCCUUCAGACUAAUCCAUCCUUCUCACUAGCUGGGAAAAAGAACAGCAGAAAGAACCACAUGGAGAAGAAGGGACAGAAGAAAACCAGUAGGAGGAGCUGUAUUCUGAAAGCUUUUAGAGAGUGUCGAAGGGAACUGGAGGAGACUGGGGAUCUACUUUUACUUCUGCAGCGCCUCCUACAAAAGCUCCCUGGGAAUGCUGAAGUCAAUCACCUCUCUCAUGGAGAUGUCCCAGAGCCUCAAGAAGACCAGCCUGCCUUGAGGAGGCUGCCCCCAGGCACUGGGCCCCAGGACUCCGGACUCAGUAAAUCCUAUUUGCAAUCUCUCAUCAGGGUUCUCUCAGGCCCUGACCUCCUUCACCACUGUCUUUCUUUCUUCUCCUGGUGCUGGGCAACUGCCAAGGCCACCUUCUUCUCCAGCUGGGCACAUGGCAAAUCCCAGCAAGAACAUCUGUCUCCCCACCCACCAGACACUGUGCUCUGGGAAAGCCCCGCACACUGGCAGGCAGAGGCGGGAAGAGGGGACCACGCUUUCAUCCACCCUGACGUGCACAAGCUGCUGGAGAUGCUGAUCAGCAAGAGAGUCAAACAGAAAAUGCGCCAGGAAAAACCAAAGGGCGGCUCAUUUUUCCAACCGGUGAACACAGACUACCCCUGGGUUUCUCUGAGAAACCUGUUAAAGUCACUGGGUGACAAACUGACCUCUGCACAGCCCUGCAGCACAAAGGGCAAAGCAGAGUGGCUUCUUGGAUCUCAGCAGCCCUCUAUCCACAAGGUCCUGGGCAGCCCUUUAGAGCAUGAAUGCAGCCUACUCUUCUGGGGCCCGCCCUCUCUGCACAGUGAGUCCCUGGUGGCCACUGCCUGGGUCACUUAAAGAUCUUUAUCUACACAACCUCCAUCUAUUAAUUUUAGUGAAGUUCCUACACAUAAGUCAGGUCCAUCUCAGGAACAAGGGUCUGUAUAAAACUUGCCCCAAUUUCUGCCUUAUGCCCAGCCCCUGGCGCACCUCCUAUGUACUCCCUGAAACCAACAACCUAC